Messenger RNA from Acipenser ruthenus (sterlet), 1272 nucleotides. Its product is annotated as lysM and putative peptidoglycan-binding domain-containing protein 4-like. The transcript is spliced from 3 exons. Bases 139 to 1059 code for a protein of 306 amino acids. Lineage: Eukaryota; Metazoa; Chordata; Actinopteri; Acipenseriformes; Acipenseridae. The record is from RefSeq and is a predicted model, not a curated record.
CUAGCCUUUCACGGGAUCUGAUUGGUUUAUCGGUCUGUCAAUCGUCUCGUCUGCCCAUCAUAUUAGUAUGUGCUACAUCCGUGCAGAAUUAACGUACUGUAUGUUCAUACAAUGUAGUUCAAGUUAGGUGCUGCCAGCAUGAUAAGGCUGAGGGAUUCGUUCCUGAGACCAUUCCAGGCCCCCGUGGAUGUCCUUGCCAGUCAGGAGGGCCGUGUCUACCUGUUCAGGGAGGUGGAGGGAGACUCAGACCAGUCCUCGGAGGAUGAGUUUAACGUGAUGGAGCUGAGACCCAGAGGCCGGGAGCAGGCGAGGCUUGAUCGAGAGAAAGUGGGGGACGUGCUGCUAUUAGAGAAGGACAUCUCGGAGGGAGACAACCUCAACACGUUAGCUCUGCAAUAUGGCUGCAAAGUUGCAGACAUUAAGCGUGUGAACAACUUAAUACGGGAGCAGGACUUGUAUGCCUUGAAAGUCAUCAAGAUCCCAGUGAAGAAGCACAGUGUUUUAACAGAGACCAGCAAUGAUCUGAAGGAGCCUCAAGCCUCUUCCUCCCGGUGUCUCCACAUGCUCGCAGAGCCCUCCCUGUAUGAGGACGCAGCUGCUGCUGGGCGCUGCGGGACGGAUAUUAAAGAAUGCACUGACUUUCUCAAGGAAAUAGACCACGAUAUUGAGAGACUGAUCCAGUCCACUGACAAUCUGGAAGAGGUGUCUUGUUUGGAGCCGCAUGAUGGGCCUCCCCAUGGUACAGGAAACCAAAAUCCCUCUCCUCACGGAUCAGACUGGGGGAUCCAGUGGUGGAACGCUGUCGCGCUCAUGCUUUUAAUCGGCAUUAUUCUGCCAGUAUUUUACGUGGUUUAUUUUAAAACGCAGGACAGCAGGUCUGCCUUCCAGGACACUGCCAACUCUCUCAACGUUUCCAGUCCUACCUCAGACUGCUUGGAGAUUAAUGUGACUGCUUUGAGUCCUGGGAAGAGUUCAGCCAUUCAAAAAAACUCUUCUUCAUCUCCUCUUUCAAGUGAAAUAAAAGAAACGCCAAAUGAACGGACAGCCACAUUAGGAUAAAAUGGUGCUUGGGAAUGGACACUGGGAAGGGGCAUGCCCAGAUAUCCUCUUCAUGUACUUGGAAAGCAUUACAUUACAGUAUUGGGCUCCAGGGGAAAUGUCCUGUGCACAUGCCUUGUGAUGCCAUACAUUGUGAAAGGUUCUGUGACCCUGUGGGUAUAGUUAAUAGAAGCUAGAGAUAUCUACAGGUUUCAUAUGGGCUGGCUUGACAUG